AGUUUUCCAUCCAACGUUUUAAAUACUGUACAUACUUGCGUCUGUCUUGACUGCCUAUCGAUUGAUCAGCUUGUGUUUCAACUGAUCGGUUAUCUUCCGCUUUUCUUCCUAUCUAAGUAUCUUGCCUUGCCUAGGUACCAUAACCACUAAAUAAUAUACCCUAUCGCCAUGUCUUCACCCUCUGCUGCCAUCAUCGGCUCAACCGGCCUGGUCGGCUCCAACAUCCUUUCGACGCUGCUGGCCUCCGAAAUCUACAACCCUGUACAUACCAUCACUCGACGCGCUCCCAAGGCGACAUCACCUCACCUCAAUGCCAUAGUCGAUGCCGAUACUGCCAAAUGGGCAGAGCUGCUCACAAGGCUCACACCCAAGCCAUCUGUCGUUUACUCUGCACUGGGCACCACCCGCGCUCAGGCAGGCGGAAUAGCCAAUCAGUGGAAGAUCGACCAUGAUCUCAAUAUCGAACUCGCCAAGGCAUCCAAGGCUGCCGGUGUCUCAACCUUUGUCUUUAUUUCCAGCGCUGGAACACGGUCUCUCCUCUCCUCAUUUUCGCCGUACGCAAAAAUGAAGAACGGAGUUGAAGAUGCGAUCAAGGAACUCGACUUUGAGCAAGCCGUGAUUCUCAAGCCCGGUAUGAUCCUCGGCCACCGAGAGGCCAGCCGCACAGUGGAGGGUAUUGCUCAAGGGGCAGUCAACGGUCUUGGCUAUCUCAGCGCUGGUAUCAGAGAUACCUUUGGUCAGGAUGCCGAUGUCAUUGCGAAGGCGGCCGUGAGGGCUGCGCAGUUGGCGAGUGAGGGAAAGGCGCCGAGUAAAUACUGGAUUCUUAGUGGAAGCGAUAUUAUCAAGUUGGGAAGGGCUGAGUAGCUGGGUGCCUAGCCAGAAUUCUACGGAGACGAAAGACCGAGGAUGAUGCGUAGAACCUCUGCGAGAGUAGGUGACUUGACAUAAUAUUGUGGUACAGUCACGACUGUCUCUCUCUAGGUACUUUUGUACAACCCUUUUGCAGACUGUCAGAAUCAAUUGGCCAUUCAACGACGUCCUUUCUCAAACAAUCAUUAAUACAAGGAUGAAACCAACUGCGCGAUUUCUAGUUCAUAAUGCGAUUUCUCCUCCCUCUGUAACUCAACGGCUCUUGCAAGAGAAUCGCGCAAGGUGAGAUAGUCUUGAAGCUAUCGAAACUUCAGCUUAAGGUGUUUCUCUAGAGGAACCUAUGAAUGAGACAUAAUUCACCUUUGAGA
Fusarium verticillioides 7600 is the source of this 1238-nucleotide messenger RNA. RefSeq lists its product as hypothetical. The transcript has 2 exons. Gene Ontology annotation, biological process: import into nucleus. The record is from RefSeq and is a predicted model, not a curated record. Lineage: Eukaryota; Fungi; Ascomycota; Sordariomycetes; Hypocreales; Nectriaceae. Gene Ontology annotation, cellular component: cytoplasm. Bases 169 to 864 code for a protein of 231 amino acids.